Molecule: messenger RNA, 1379 nt
Organism: Cimex lectularius (bed bug)
Lineage: Eukaryota; Metazoa; Arthropoda; Insecta; Hemiptera; Cimicidae
Exons: 5
Coding region: 104-976 (290 amino acids)
Molecular function (GO): protein binding
Source: RefSeq, a predicted model, not a curated record
ACUCCUCUCGAGGCUCAGUUGUGCCUGAAAGCCUUCGAGUCUUAGAGCGGUUUUCGAACGGGACGGCCAGUCGCUCGCAUACUUCGUUGUCGAAUUGGUCGAAAUGUCGUUGAAGUUGUUCGCUAAGUUGACCGAUGAUGAGGCUAAGCACGCCAACGACGUCGUCUGCCUGCUUUACAACAACGGCCUACUCAUCAGCGGCGCCGAUGACGGAAAGAUAAAGAUAUGGACCUCGGAUUUGAAGCCAGUCGCGUCCAUCGACGCGCAUCCUGUGAACGUCUACAGCGUCGCUGUCGUCGGAGAUACGCUUUAUUCUUGUUCCAACGAUGGCACUCUUAAAGCGUGGAACAUCGGCACCUGGGAUUUGAAAAAAAAUCUUCUGGAAAACCAACAGUCCGAAAUCAUAAAGGUUGUCUCAGAUCAGGGCAGACUUUACGCAGGGAACGAACAAGGAGAUGUGUUUGUUUUUGAGAACGACGAGCUGUUCGCCACGUAUUAUCUUCAUGAAGAUAUUGCUGAUAUCCUCGUUAUUGGAAACUUAGUCUUCAACGCCAGAAACGUCGACGUGUCCGUCACAGAGAUGAUGCCUGGACCACGUUUUGGAUACAUGUCGCGAGGAGCUAUGAUCGGCCGAUUUCCAGUGCGAAAGGUUGGAGAUAAGGUCUGUUUUCUCAGCCGCUGCGCCAAACAGGUCUACGUCCACCAUUCGACGAAGGAGGAGAAAUUCAAGAGGGUCGCUGAAAUCAAGGCCCACGAUAUGACCAUAUCGGCGAUGACCCACGUUCCCGGAAAGGAGCAUAUAAUGGUCUCCGGAGGCUACGACAGGGUGCUCAAGGCGUGGGACAUCAACACCAAGAAGAUGUUGGCCAAGGUCGACCUGGGCGUUUGCAUCAAUGAUAUUUGUCCAGGAGAUGAAGGCAAGCUGUACGUCUCCAGCAGCGAGGGCUACAUCUGCAUGGUCGACGCUUUGUUCUAAUAGGCGAAAACAAAGGCUAAGAUUAAAAGAGAAUCCCUGUGGAUAAGUCUCGUUUCACAAAAUAUCCUGGACGUCCUGAUAAACCAAGAGUUUGUUUUUUAUUGUUUGCGUUCCCUAUUCUGCAGUACAUACUUGUUGGGUUUUCCCUCUUUUGGACUGAAGGGCAAUCCGAAAGGCUAUCUUGCUCAGUAUUACCUCAAAGUCUUAGCAUUUAUAUAUUAUUAUUUUUAAUAUAUUGCUGUUACGAUUGUUAAAAUCUGGAAAUGGACAAAAUCAAAUUGUUAAAAGUUUUUUUGUGAUGUCAAUUACAAUUUAGAAAAUUGUUAGUCCCUGCCCUUUAUCCCAAAUAAAAGUCUUAAGAUUACAGAUUUCCCAAAGAUAACUGCAAAAAUAAAAUAUUUUU